AUGAUGAAGGACCAGCCAGGAGCCCGUCUCCGCUCUAAUUCUGCUGUUGAACCGUCAUCUUCGGCACAGCAGCCCCUCUCGUCCCCUCGCAUGUCCAUCCUCCCCGCCGUAAGGCUCCCCUCCCUGCGUCGCCAGGAUGAUACGCCCCCGCCCCACCAGAAGACAUCCCUCCUCGCAGCCACAUUAUCCUCGAACACCUUCCUCGACACCAUUGUCACGGAAGAGACCUCCGAUGAGACGCUCUACCAAAUCAAGACCGUCGGCACCUCGACCACCGUGUCUCGAACCGACCGCAGGGAGGGGAGCGUCACGGCUGCUUCGAUAAAGUGGCCGAGGAUGCUCCCGCUCAAGACGAAGGGCAAGGAGUACAGCGAUGGUGUGCUCAUCCAGAUGCGGGGGUCGCGGUGGAACGGCGGCGAGACGCUCUUACGGCCGCCUGUAGGCCACAGCUCGACACGCAAGUUUAACAUCCCCGACUACCCCCAUCCCAUGAAGUGGAAAGCGUACGGGAAUACCUACUGGUGCACGACACCUUCCGUGAAAGGCCCAAUCGCCAUUCUCGACCUCGCAAGAGGGCAAGACCCCACCCGGCUCACCGUGUUCGAGACCCUGCACGACAAGUACGACCCCAAGGCGCUCUCCGCCGUGCAGGGCGUCUCCAUCCUCCUCCUCGACUACAUCCUCGUCACCGCCCUCCUCCUCGUCACCGACCUGCAGGAGUGGAUGCUUGUGCGCAGGUUCGAGGGGAACCAUCUCACAAUUAUGUCCUCUGGUACGGGAGUGCAGGGCCCGAGCUCGGCGCCGGACAUGCCACCUGCGAGCGACUCGCAGUGGCGGAAGAUCAUGUAUGGCGAGCCAAUCUUCCCGAAGCUGUCGAGCGAGCUGCGGUCGAAGAACUCACGGACGUCGUUGUCGACCUCGCCUACGACCCCCGCGUUGCCUCGCACACCGUCCUCGCCGGGCGCACCGGGGUUCCCAUAUUCCGAAGACAUAGAUGAGUCGUCGAGCCGGAAGAUGAUCACGCCCUCGUUAGUGGACGACGACGACGACGACGACGACGAUGACGAUGACGAUGACGACCUGUUCCCGCUGGCCGACACGCGCCCACAGAGUCCCUCGGCAGAGUCGAUACACUUCUCAGGCGUCGCACCGUCGCACACGUAUAUCGACCCCUCGUUCUACGGCUCACCCCUGCGCACGCGUCCGCCUGUCCCGCCCCUGCCCAACCACGUCCCACCACCCGUACCAGGGCAGUACGCACGCUCACUGAACGGGAGGAACUUCAGCUCGCAGCCAUCUACGCCGCUCUCUGCAACCUUCGCGCCGCCGCCUAUGCCCUCGACACCGCAAAGCCUAGGCCGCCCGCACUCGCAGGACGACAACAACAGUCACCGCUCGUCGGGCAGAAGGAGCUCACGCUCGGACAGCAUCCGCUCGACGACGUCGUACGUGAGCCAGUCUGGGACGUCGAGGCGGCGCCCGCUGCCCCGCCCACCACCGGUGCCGCCGAUUGACAGCGCGCCUCCGAUGACUCCUAUUACUGCGCUGACGAUCACAGCGACGGAAGGGAGGGAGGGGGACGGGAUGAGGAUGAGGCGCGUUCAGAGCUCGGGGCAACUCCUGAGCAUAAACAGGCCGACAUUUGGAAGAGACACGCCGCCGCGGCCGCAGCGCUCGCUGCCGCCGACGCCGCACAAUGCCGAACCGUGUGUCGGUGUCGGCGUCGAGCCCGUCAAUGUCGUCCAAGCGCAUGACCAUUCCCCCUCCUCCCACCACGCGCCUGCUCUUCCCGAAGAAUCCGACCUCGACCUCGUCGACCAUACCCUCCUGCGCACGUCCGACGCCGAAGCGCAUACCCGACGCCCGCCCAUCACCAAAGCCUCCCAGGAGGAUCUCACACAGUGGGUCCACCUGCUCACGAGCCCCCAGCGCGACCUCCCACCGUCGCCGCUCCCCAGUACAUCCAUCUACGACGUGCCCCCGCCGGCGUACUCGACGAUCAAUUUCUCGAGUGCGAACCCCCAGAAUAGGCCGCCCGUGCCGGCGACAGUGGCGUAUCCGAAGGUGGGCAAUGGGGUGUAG
This is a messenger RNA of Cyclocybe aegerita, 2082 nucleotides long. The record is from the annotation of a GenBank genome assembly. NCBI's taxonomy places the organism in Eukaryota, Fungi, Basidiomycota, Agaricomycetes, Agaricales, Hemipholiotaceae.